CACACACUUGCUCCUCUCCCCGUGUCCGCUCGUUUGCUCCGGCGUCGCGUGUCCGCGUGCUCCUCUCCUCUUCACGAAAAACUCUCCGCAACACCACCACGCCGGAAAAUUCCCAAGUCCACACUCCUCAUCUCUCUCUCUCGCUCGCUCGAUUAGCUCGGUUCCAAGCCGAGCAGGAGCGACGCGAGCGAGCAUGGCGGCGUCGGCGUCGGCGUCGGCGCUGCAGGCCGAGCGGUGCCUCCUCGUCGGGGUCGGGGCGGGGCCCCGGCGGCACCGGCUCCCCCUCCGCAUGCCCCCGCCACUGCACGCGCCGCCGGCUCUGCUCCUUCUCCCGCACCGGCGUCGCCGCCGAUGGCCCCCGGCCGUGAGGGCCUCUCCCGGCGAAGGCGGGGGAGGCGGAGGCGGAGGUGGUGGUGGUGGUGGUCUCGCGGGCGCCCUGGAGAAGCGUCCGGUUAUGGGGGUGGUGGCGGAGGAGGAGGAUGGGGAGGAGAGGGGAGCGAAGGUGGUAGAGGAGGGGGAGGGGGAUGUGGCGGCGGCGGCGGCGUUGGAGAUGAGGUGGCCGCCGUGGGAGGGACUGGCCGAGCGGUACAAGCUCAUCGGCGCCACCUCGCUCGCUUUCGUCAUUUGUAACAUGGACAAGGUUAACUUGAGUGUUGCAAUUAUACCAAUGUCACACCAGUAUGGUUGGAACUCAUCGACUGCUGGAUUAGUCCAAUCGUCAUUCUUUUGGGGUUAUGCUUUGAGUCAACUGCCAGGUGGAUGGCUAGCAAAAUUGUUUGGCGGAAGGAGAGUACUUGAGAUUGGAGUUGUGGCUUGGUCUUUGGCAACUGCCAUUAUCCCUGCUGUAGCAGGGUUUAUGCCAGGGCUUGUGUUGUCAAGGAUUCUGGUAGGUAUUGGAGAAGGUGUAUCACCAUCAGCUGCUACAGAUUUGAUUGCAAGGUCCAUCCCUGUUCAAGAACGAUCAAGAGCAGUUGCUGUUGUGUUUGGUGGUUUGAGCUUUGGAAGCGUAUUAGGACUAUUGUUCGCCCCACCUAUUAUUCAGAACCUUGGCUGGGAAUCUGUCUUUUACAUAUUUGGACUUCUUGGAAUUAUUUGGUGUCUAGGGUUUCAAUCUCUUAAAGAACAACAGUUAAGGGGCAAUGAAGAUAUACAAGUAAUACAAGAUUUGGGGCAGAGUCCUUCUGGAUCAAGUGACCUCAUCUCGUCCUCUGUGUCUCCAAAAUCAUCGGAGUCAUCAUUGGGAGAGCUGAUGAAUUCACUAAAGGAUGUUCCUUGGAGAGAAUUUUUCAAAAGCAAGGCAGUGUGGGCAAUGAUAUAUGCUCACUUUUGUGGAAGCUGGGGGCACUAUACUUGCUUGUCUUGGCUACCAACAUUCUUUAGUGAGGAGCUGGACCUGAAUUUGACUGAAGCAGCAUGGGUGUCAGUCCUUCCUCCUUUGGGCUCAAUGAUCAUUACAUCUAUUGCUGCACCUUUUGCAGACAACUUGAUAUCAAAUGGAGUAGACACCACAAAGGUACGAAAGAUAUGUCAAACAAUUGCAUUUCUGUCACCUGCAACUUUCAUGAUGCUUUCCUCUGUGGAUCUUGGUGUGCCACCGUGGGAAAUUGUUGCUUUUCUUACAAGUGGUCUGGCACUCUCCAGCUUCGCAUUGUCAGGUCUUUAUUGCACCCAUCAAGAUAUUUCUCGUGAGUAUGCAAGCAUUCUGCUGGGCAUCACAAACACUGUAGGUGCUGUACCUGGAAUAGUUGGCGUUGCACUAACAGGCUAUCUUCUUGAUACAACUCAUUCUUGGAGUAUAUCACUUUUCGCACCUUCGAUAUUUUUUUACCUGACGGGUACUGCUGUCUGGCUAGCAUUUGCCAGCAGUGAGCCUCAGGAGUUUUCGAAGUCAGAACCGGAGUCGUCGUGAGUCAUGACUUGGAUGGCAAAUAGUAUAUACAGUUCCCAGAGGGGAUCAGUUCAGGAAGAAUUUUGUCAGAUGUAGUUUCCCUGGCAAAGCGUUGGAUUUUUGGACAUUGGACAGGAGAAUACAGCUCAUUGGAUAUUGGCAAAUUUUUGGCCAAUUUUAGUUUAGGCUUUUGUGUAGCGAGUGUCAUUUCACGUUCUGACACGAUUUCCUUUUCCAUUACGGGGAGUUGCGUUGUUUUCUGCAGUAGUAUCCCAGGUAACGGUAGAAGAAGUAAAUUUGUUGUAUCAUAUGACAUCUUUGGGUAUAUGUGAUGAUUGAUGGAGUUCAUUACGACGUGAUCCUUGACCAUGUAUUUAGUGAAUUCUUGCCAGUUCGAUAUUAUGGAUAAAGUUAGUGUUUUCGUUUUUUU
Messenger RNA from Oryza sativa Japonica Group (Japanese rice), 2318 nucleotides. NCBI's taxonomy places the organism in Eukaryota, Viridiplantae, Streptophyta, Magnoliopsida, Poales, Poaceae. The record is from RefSeq and is a predicted model, not a curated record.